This is a messenger RNA of Nanorana parkeri, 1056 nucleotides long. Its product is annotated as opsin-5-like. Bases 1 to 1056 code for a protein of 351 amino acids. Gene Ontology annotation, biological process: visual perception; G protein-coupled receptor signaling pathway. The transcript has 4 exons. NCBI's taxonomy places the organism in Eukaryota, Metazoa, Chordata, Amphibia, Anura, Dicroglossidae. Gene Ontology annotation, molecular function: G protein-coupled receptor activity. The record is from RefSeq and is a predicted model, not a curated record. Gene Ontology annotation, cellular component: membrane.
AUGGAGGACAAAUAUGUGUCUACUCUCCAUCCACUGGUGGACUAUGCAGCCGGGAUCUUCUUGUUGAUUGUAGCCAUUUUGAGUGCACUGGGGAAUCUGGCCGUACUCGCCACAGCGGUAAAAUGUAAAACCCACUUGAAGUCCCCAGACCUCCUUUCAAUAAACUUAGCCAUAACGGACUUUGGCAUGGCCAUCUCCAUGUACCCCCUGGCUAUUGCCUCUGCCUGGAAUCAUGCCUGGAUUGGUGGACAUCCAACUUGUCUGUAUUAUGCUCUGAUGGGAUUCUUCUUUGGAGUAGCCAGUAUGAUGACUUUGACGGCAAUGGCAAUAAUCCGCUAUCUGGUGACCAGCACAACCACAAGGUCCCGCAAUACGAUUAAGAAGAAAUCCAUCUACAUCCUAUUAGCUGGCAUAUGGCUGUACGCAUUGCUGUGGGCAAUAUUCCCGUUGGUUGGCUGGGGCCACUACGGGCCUGAACCAUUUGGGGUCUCUUGCACCAUCGCCUGGGCUGAGUUCCAGAAUUCCACCAAUGGAUUCUCAUUCAUCGUCAGCAUGUUCCUACUGUGCACAGUCACUCCGGCUGCAACCAUUAUCACCUGUUAUAGCAGGAUAGCCUGGAAGCUACAUAAGGCCUAUCAAGAGAUCCAUAACUAUGACAAGAUCCCCAACGCGGUCAGACUGGAAAGGAAGCUCACCCUGAUGGCAAUACUGGUCAGUUUUGGUUUUCUGGUUUCCUGGACGCCCUAUGCGGUUGUCAGCUUUUGGUCCAUGUUCCAUUCUAGCACAAGCAUACCGCCGACCGUCUCUCUGCUACCCUGCCUGUUUGCCAAGUCCUCCACCGCCUUCAACCCAAUCAUCUACUACGCGUUCAGCAAAACCUUCCGCCAGAAGGUGAAACAGCUGAAGUGCUUCUGUGGUUGGAGAAUCCAUUUCUUGCAGUCAGAGAACUCGGCGGACAAUCCAGCAGUUUCCGUAAUCUGGUCGGCAAGAGAAAACAUACAGCUCUCCAAUGUUCCCAAACCAGACAAACUGACCAGCUCGACAAUAACCCAAUGA